Venturia canescens is the source of this 402-nucleotide messenger RNA. Its product is annotated as endocuticle structural glycoprotein SgAbd-1-like. The record is from RefSeq and is a predicted model, not a curated record. Lineage: Eukaryota; Metazoa; Arthropoda; Insecta; Hymenoptera; Ichneumonidae. The coding region runs from base 1 to 402 and encodes 133 amino acids. The transcript has a single exon. Gene Ontology annotation, cellular component: chitin-based extracellular matrix. Gene Ontology annotation, molecular function: structural constituent of chitin-based larval cuticle.
AUGAGCAAAAUUGUAUUUGGUCUAUUGGCCCUUGCGGCCGUCGCAUCCGCCGGUCUUUUACCACACGAGCCGGUACCGAUCGUGCGCCAGGAACAGGACUCCAGCCCUGACGGUUCUUUCUCAACUAGAUUCGAGACCGGAAACGGAAUUUCGUAUCAAGAAAGCGGAAGCCUCAAGAGUCUUGGACCCAAAGACAGUGCUCAAGUUUCGGAGGGUGUUGUCAGCUACAAUGCUCCUGAUGGCACUCCCAUCCAAUUAUCUUGGCGGGCCGAUGAAAAUGGAUUCCAGGCGAGUGGUGCCCAUUUACCCGUUGCCCCACCGGCACCGCAAAUCCCAGAGGCUAUCCAGAGAGCUCUCGCCUACAUCGCCGCUCAUCCCUACGUCGAACCCAAGAAACUCUAA